Molecule: messenger RNA, 1344 nt
Organism: Castor canadensis (American beaver)
Lineage: Eukaryota; Metazoa; Chordata; Mammalia; Rodentia; Castoridae
Source: RefSeq, a predicted model, not a curated record
AUGAAUGAUGGUGGGGUGGUAAUCUUAACCACUGGUGUUGCCAAGAUUACUUUGCUUAGACCUGAAGUGUUAGAGAGACUGCAUGAGCAUAAACAACAUAUUCAAUGUGGAGAAUCCUUUCUCCCGACUUCAGAGAAUAUUGUAACCAAAGAAACUCUGCUUAGAAUUGCACCAUGGAAAAGCAAUAUAUGUAAUUCUUAUGGUAAAUCCCUCACUGAUUGCAAGGCUCUUCUAAUCCGUGAAAGGAUACACAGUGUAGUGAAUUCUCAUGGAUGGAAACAAUGUGGAAAAGCCUGCACUCAAUCUGAUACCUUUCACAUUCAUGAAACAUCUCACAUUAGUGAGAAACCCUAUGGAUAUAAAAAAUUGGGGAAAGCCUACACUCAUUCCAGUAUCCUUCAUAUUCAUGAGAGAAUUCACAGUGGAGAAAAAUCCUAUGGAUGUAAGCAAUGUGGGAAAGUUUUCACUCAAGCCAGUUACCUUCAAAUUCAUAAAAGGACUCACACUGGAAAGAAACCAUAUGGAUGUAAGAAAUGUGGGAAAUUCUUCACCCAUGCGUGUUACCUUCGAUAUCAUGAGAGAACUCACACUGGAGUAAAACCCUAUGCGUGUAAGCAAUGUGGGAAAAUUUUUGCUCAGGCAAGUAACCUUCGAAUUCAUGAAAGAACUCACACUGGAGAGAAACCUUAUGGAUGUGAGCAGUGUGGAAAAGCCUUUAUUCAAUCCAGUAAUCUUCAGAGACAUAGUAGAACUCACACUGGGGAGAAACCCUAUGUAUGUAAGCAUUGUGGGAAAGCUUACCAUCAUUCCAGUAACCUUCGUAUUCAUGAAAGAGCUCACACUGGAGAGAAAGUCUAUGUAUGUAAGCAAUGUGGGAAAGUUUUCACACAAGCCAGUUACCUUCGGAUUCAUGAAAGAACUCACAGUGGAGAGAAACCCUAUGGAUGUAAGCAGUGUGGGAAAGCCUUUAAUCAAGACAGUCAUCUUCAGAGACAUAGUAGAACUCACAGUGGAGAGAAACCCUAUGGAUGUAAGCAAUGUGGGAAAGCCUAUGCUUAUUCCAGUAACCUUCGUAUUCAUGAAAGAACUCACAGUGGAGAGAAACCAUAUGGAUGUAAGCAAUGUGGGAAAGCCUUUAAUCGAGCCAGUCACCUUCAGAGACAUAGUAGAACUCACACUGGAGAGAAACCCUAUGAUUGUAAGCAAUGUGGGAAAGUCUACACUGAUUGUAGGAACCUUCGUAUUCAUGAAAGAACUCAUAGUGGAGAGAAACCUUAUGGGUGUAACCAAUGUGGGAAAGUGUUCACAUGCCCCUCUACCCUUAAAAGACAUAAAGGCACUUAG